AUGAACUCCUUCUCCGUGUUUGUAGUGCUGACUUUGGCAGUACUGGCGGUUGCAGAACCUCCAUCGGGAUAUAAUUAUCAACGCGGAGGCGGUGGUGGAGGUUUUGGAGGAUUUGGUGGUGGUGGCGGCGGCUUUGGCGGUGGUGGCUUUGGCGGUGGUGGCUUUGGAGGUGGUGGUGGUGGUGGCUAUCGCCAAGUAGGCUUUGGUGGUCAGACCAGCGAGGGCCAAAACGUAGACUCCCAGCUGCUGGAACAAGUGCGCCAAAUCCUAUUGCAGGAGGAAAGCAAAUCUGGAGGUGGUGGCGGCGGAGGCGGUGGCUAUCCCAGCUCUCCCUCUGGUUCAUAUGGUCCUCCCUCUUCGCAAUAUGGCGCCCCCUUCGGAGGUGGCGGUGGUGGCCGUGUUGUUGGCAUUGAUUUGCAGGGUGUGCGUCAAGCCAUACAGGUGGCCCAAUAUCUUCAACAAAGCACCCAAGCUGGCGGCGGUGGUGGUGGUUUUGGCGGUUAUCCCUCAAGACCCAGUGGCAGCUAUGGUGCUCCCUUUUAGAAGAUGUUCUAGCAUAAUGUAGUUAACAAAUCAAUCAAGGAUACAAAAUACAAUUCAACCAACCACGAAAUGCAGCCAAAUAAUUGAACCAUACCAACAAAGAGAGCCGAUCGAAACCAGCCAAAACGGAUGAAAUUACUUUGCAAUACAAAAAGGACUAAUAAUACCAGAGAACCAUUGAACAGUCACCAUUUCCAUGCCAACCAUUCAUUCCAUCUCCAGUUAGCAGACAAACAUCUCCCAGAACAAGAAUAAAGAAGAUUCAAAGGGAGACUAGAAGUGAUGUUCGCAUACCCAUGAAUCGACACUCAAACUCAUGAGAUCACCCUUUCAACUGUAUGGGGGUAGAUUUUGACAACCGUUUAAACAGAAGUUAGUGUUUUGUUUAUCCAUUUUGAGUUUGUGUUGCCAAUCCAUUUUUGUUAAAAAGUAGCAAAAACUUCCGUUAUUUUCAACAAACAAAAUUCUCUAACAAACUCUCUGUAAGAGAGCAAAA
Messenger RNA from Stomoxys calcitrans (stable fly), 1039 nucleotides. Its product is annotated as keratin, type II cytoskeletal 1-like. The record is from RefSeq and is a predicted model, not a curated record. NCBI's taxonomy places the organism in Eukaryota, Metazoa, Arthropoda, Insecta, Diptera, Muscidae. The transcript has 2 exons. The coding region runs from base 1 to 543 and encodes 180 amino acids.